AAGGGCUAAGAAGGGUUUAUGAAAUUUACAUUUUUGUCAGAAAAAUCUUGGCCAUAGAUUCCUAAUCUCUAUAUUUAUGUGGUUCUUGAUUUUUUUCUAUCUAUAAAUAGGAAUACCUGAUCCCAUUUUUUUCUUCUCUUUUGCUCACUUUUUUUUUUGGGUUGAAGAAAACUCAAAGGAAGAAGAAGUAGGGCUUUGUUUGGCUGUGAUUUUGUGAGAUUUAUGUCGGCAAAGUCUUGUUUGGCUGUUGUGAUUGGAGCUCCAUUAAAGAAGCUCUGUUCUUCAGUGAUUUUUGCUCUUUGCAUGCAACAAAUCAAUUUAUCUGUUGUUUCGAUGCGUUUGAGGCCCAAAAGGACUUGUUCUGGUGUCGUUUGCUUUGGUGGAUUUCACAUAAACAGAUUUUUACAUCCUAUUUUGCUCUUAAGAAUACCCUGAGAAAUUUUCCUUUUUGAUUUUUUUCUUUCAGUUUUAACCUAUUAAAUCACUUCAUUUUUAUUUAAUUUUUGAAAAAAAAAAACAAUUUUCUUGAGGGCAUAUUUUGAGGGGUUUUGAAAAAAAAAAUGUUUGAGCCUCAGAGACAACAAUCUCAAAAAAUCAAGAACAGGGAAGAAAACCCGACCCGACCCAUGAGAAAGAUCCGGAUUGUCUGUAAUGACCCGGAUGCUACUGAUUCAUCUGAUGAUGAAGGUGUUGAUAUAUCGAAACCAAAAAGAUUUGUUAGGGAAAUUAAUAUCCCUAUUGGUAACUGUUUUAGUCCAAAGAAAGUUGUUCUUGAAACUGAAAGUUCUUGUCAAGAUAGCAACAAUGGUGACAAAAACCCUAAAAAGAGAACUAGGGUUUUAGCUAAAACCCAACAAAAACCCUCUUCCUCGAAAUAUCGAGGCGUUCGACAACGUAAAUGGGGUAAAUGGGCUGCUGAAAUUCGUGAUCCGUUUAAAUCUAGGAGGGUUUGGCUUGGUACUUAUAAUACUGCUGAAGAAGCUUCUCAAGCUUAUGAAACUAAGCGUCUUGAAUUUGAAGCUAUGGCUAAGAGUACUAAUUCGAGUUCUAAUAAUGAAAGCCGUAAUAACAAGAAUUGUCGAAAGGAUGUUGUUGUUUGUGUCUCUGAGGAGGAAAACUAUUCGGCUGAGAGUUUGGUGUCAUCACACACUUCACACACAUCUCCAGCAUCAGUACUUGAAAUGGAUUGUUUGACUUCAGGUUCUGAAGUUAAAGAAGUUAAAGUCAAUGAAGAAAUUGUCGUGGAGAAGCGAGUGGAUGAUGAUGAUGAUGAUAAGAUGGGAUUGAUGGAGGAUUGUUUAUCUUUGGCUGAAAUUGGUGCUGGAAUUGAGUUUGAUAUGGAGAUGGAUUUGUUCUUUGCUGGUAGUGAUGAUUUUGGUUCAAAUCUUGAUGACUUUGUUGUUAAUGAUUUUGAGGAUUUGCCCAUAUGUGGGCUUGAUGGUGAUGAGAAGCUGCCUACUGGUUUGCCUGAUUUCGAUUUCGACUUUGAUUUCGAUGGAUAUAAUGAAUCUUGUGCUUGGAUGGAUGAAGCAGCAGCGACUCCGCUGAUGAAUGGAACGACGACAACGCCCCUCAAUAUUGCAUUAUGCCCAUAAGUUUUGCAGCUAUAGGAAGUUUUAGUAUUUACUAGUAGUAAUCAAUAGAGAGUUUUUAUGUCUCAAAGAAUCAUUAACUUUAGGUUCUUGAGACCGUGGUCUUUUACUUUGAAGUGAGUUUUGAGUAAUGUUUACUUUUUGUCUAAGAGAGAUUUGAGACCUGAAUCUUGUGUUGGAAGAAAUUGAGUUAAUAGUCCCUUUGGGUUUUUCCCGUGCUACUAGAGCCGUCCGAAGGUCUAUUGAAUCUUGAUUUUGGUUUAGUCUCGGGCUGUUUAUUGCGUAUAUGAUGGAAUGGUUUAAAAA
This is a messenger RNA of Lycium ferocissimum, 1898 nucleotides long. RefSeq names its product ethylene-responsive transcription factor ERF118-like. Lineage: Eukaryota; Viridiplantae; Streptophyta; Magnoliopsida; Solanales; Solanaceae. The transcript has 2 exons. Gene Ontology annotation, biological process: regulation of DNA-templated transcription. Gene Ontology annotation, molecular function: DNA-binding transcription factor activity; DNA binding. The coding region runs from base 561 to 1595 and encodes 344 amino acids. The record is from RefSeq and is a predicted model, not a curated record.